GCUUCUGCAGCUGCUCCCAGAGUUCAGUCCUCUCACAAUGCACGAAGGAAUGAGGCGCCCAACACCAACUCUUCUGGUCAGCCAAUGAAAGCUUCUAAGCCUCCUACUUCAGUGCAAGUGCCUGCAUAUGAUGAGCAGAUUACUGAGCUUAAGUUGUCAGUGGACAGCCUUGAGAAGGAGAGGGACUUUUACUUCGCAAAGUUAAGAGACAUUGAGAUUCUGUGCCAAACCCCUGAGAUCGAGAACCUAAUUGUUGUUGAAGCAGUAAAAAAGAUCUUAUAUGCUGCAGAUAAUGAUGCAUCGGUGGUGGCAGAAGCACAAGCCAUGCUGUCAGCUCAUCACCAGAAGGAACCAGAACUCUUGAGUCCUAUUGCUGAGGUGUCAACAGAGGAAACCAAUAGUUCAGAGAAUCAGAAGAGAAAGAAUAUUGUGAACCUGGACGUUGAGGCUGUUGGAAUCACAACAUUGUCACCAAGGCAAAGGCUUUCUGAUGCUACUGAUGUCCGUUGUAGUGGGUCACCUCUUAUGACUUACUGA
Molecule: messenger RNA, 537 nt
Organism: Turnera subulata
Lineage: Eukaryota; Viridiplantae; Streptophyta; Magnoliopsida; Malpighiales; Passifloraceae
Source: the annotation of a GenBank genome assembly